AUCCCCCGGGGUGGAGAACACACGUGCUCACGGCCGGUCGCGGCGCCUGCGCGGUACCCACCUGGAGUCAGUGCCCUUAGGACGCCUCUUGCACCUUGACUCAGGCGGUCUGCGCGAGCUGGUUUGUGCUUAGCGUCCUGUGUAACACGCCUUGCAAGCGACGGCACCAUGAGUCUGACUUCCAACGUACGAGUUGAAUGGAUUGCAGGCAUUACCUUUGCUGCUGGGACAGCUGCACUUGGUUAUCUAGCUUACAGAAAAUUUUACAGCAGAGAUAAUCGCAAUAAGUCUAUGGUCAACCUCCACAUCCAGAAAGAUAACCCCAAGGUCGUACAUGCAUUUGACAUGGAGGAUUUGGGAGACAAAGCUGUGUACUGCCGUUGUUGGAGGUCCAAAAAGUUUCCGUUCUGCGAUGGAGCUCACACAAAACACAAUGAAGAGACUGGAGACAACGUGGGACCUCUGAUCAUUAAGAAGAGAGAAGCUUAAAUGGACAGUUUUGAUGCUGUAGACCAAUUUGUCAUGAUAUUACCUGAUUGUUUCAUUAGUAUGACUACCACUUCUAUCUAAUUCGCCUCCCCUGGGUUCUAGGUGUGGUAUAUUGUAAACAGCAGCUUUCUUAUUCAUGGCAUUUGCCUUACUUGUUGAGCCAUUGUGGUACACAUUGUUGGAACAGAAGGAGAAAGUUAAAACCAACCUCAUGGCCUGUGGGUUAUUUUGGUCUUGUAAGGAUCCGUUUCUUUACAUUGAAAAUAAUGACAUUGGAGCAUAGUUGUAUCUUCAAAACAAUUAAAUUAUUCUCAAAAUCGUAUAUAUGCAUAUUGUACUUGUAAAUUUGGGGGGGGGGGAAAGCACCUUUUAAUAUUAGUUAACCUAGAAAUUUACCGGAAAGUAAAUUGGUAUAAUUACGCUACAUGAGUUUUUUAGUAUAAUCUAGGAAAAUCUGUUAUGAUCAUGGUUUUUCUUUUUGACAGUGGUAAUGAAGCUAGGGAAAUGUGGCUUAUCUGUUUCACAAUUUUCAGUCCAGCUGAGCUUUGAAUAUUAUUCCACUUAAAAAUGAGGGUCAGGUUAGUAAUUAAGGGUGUUAAAGGAGGAGGGGACAUUUAACUCAAAUUGGUAUUAAACGUAAAGUAGCCAUGAAGAAAACUUUAAAAGUAACAUUCCAGAAUUAUUGCCCAAGGAACAGCUAACACUUGAACUGAACACUGUAGGAAUUGGCAUACAUGCCAACUCUCGGACACAAAAUCUCAUGUUCAUUACAGAAAUAAUAGUCAUACGUUAGAUCAAAGACAUAGAUUUUUAUUUCCCAACUCUUAGUAAUCAGGAACAUGGCUGAUUUUAGAAGAUUAUUUGGAAGGCCAAAGAGAGUAUCACAGGUAGUAAGUACACUUGCCUUGUACUUGACAGACCCAAGUUCAGUCCUCAGCACCCCAUAUGGUCCCCCAAGCCUGGAGGGAUCCCUGAGCACAAAGCUCCAGAAGUAAGCCCUGAACACCGCCAGGAAUAGCCCCCCACACACCAAAAAAAAAGAAGAGUGUUUGACUAAGAAAGUUAAUAUUACUUCUUUUUUUAGACUGUGGGAUCUUAAAAGCAAGAAAUUGAAGGUUAAGUUUAUGUGAUAUUUUUCAUACACUAAGUGGAAACAUUCCAUUUAUUACUGACUUAGAAAAGUAUGUGGAAGCAAUUAGGAGCAAUAAAACUUACGCAGAAGUAAAUGUAUAUUCUUAGGUUUUAUAGGUUAGAAGGAAAAAUCAUGACUACAGGUGAUAAUAGGUAAACAAUUUGGAAUUGUGAAGGUAAACAUUCUUAUUUUAUAAUACUUGGAUUCCCAGUGUUUCUAUUCGCUAAUAUUCAGAAUUACCAUAGAAUUCACAAGUAUCAACAAAACCACAGUUCCUGGAUUAUGAUCAUGGAUUUUUUUAAAUGCACAAUUAGGGUUUUUACAGAUCAAGUUCAUAUUUUAAUGUACUUGUUUUUAAGUAGCCCACAUGAUGGAUGUGUGUGCAAGACACAUCUUUAGCAUAAAAUAUAACUAUUACAAACUGAUUCCCUAAGAUUUUGAGUUUUGUCCAUGAUAUACACUGCCUUUUUUUUGUUUGGGGGCCACACCAGACAGUGCUCAGGGGUUAUUCCUGGCUCUGUACUCAGGAAUUACUCCUGGUGGGGCCUGGGAUCCAUAUGGGAGGUCAGGGGUCAAAUCCUGAUAGGCCACGUGCAGGGCAAGGACCCUACCUACUGUACUAUCUCUCUGACCCUUUCUGCCUUUUUUUUGACAGUAUGAAUGGGUGAGCAAAGGAUUUCUGUUUUAAAGAAAAAAUAGUUUUAGGGAAAAGUUCAUUUGCAGCCAAAGCUUCUGAUAAAGAAUCAUACUUUUAACUUAGACUAAACUGUGUUUCACUUUGAACUUUAAGUAGUCAGGUAUUCUUAUGGUUAAUGAAGGAAAGGAAUUACUAAUGCUAGCUAUUUUUUUUUCAGAAGUAAAUGAUUAUGUGGGGUGUAUUUCUACAGUGAACCAGAAAAUAGUCACUUUAUAGUGAAAUACAGAUCUACUCUAGCAGUUUGAAAGUCAGAAAAAAAGUGUAUUUAGAAUUCUUUUAAAUUAAUUUCAUGCUGCUUAAUCUAAAAAGUAAAAUGUGAUUCUUAUUGUGAGGUAUUUGUACACAAAAUCAACGUGUGCAGCUACAAUUCUCAAUUAAGCACACUUAAGUUUCCUGCUGCUCUUUCUUUCAUUUGAUUAAUAUUGUAAGCAGAGAGGAUCACCCAUACCACUAUAAUGUUUUUUUCUAUGUUUCAUUUUUAUAACAGUGAAUUCUGAAGUAAGAUUUUUUUGUUUCAGUUUGGUUUUUAGUUUUUGAACUAUACUCGGUGAUGCUCAGGGGUUACUCCUGCCAGCGUUCUGGAGACCAUAUGGGGUUUGGGAAUUGAACCUGGACCAGCCACAUGCAAUGAAAUAUUUUAAGAAACUUAAAAAGCUCACCAUUUAAGUAGUACCAUUUAUGGCAUGUUACAGAAUUAUUGUUUGUGAUUUGGCUUUAUUUUCCUUUAAUUGCAAUAAUUCUUUCUACUACAAAUUAGUUGAAAUUGUUUGAUUUUAUUUCAGUUGCUAAGGACUUUGGGUUUAAGGUAACAUUAAGGUUUCCUGAUGAGCAGUAUGCUUAGUGCUAAGAUAUCUGUGAGGGUGACCGUUCUAAUUGCCAGACACUAAACUUGCUCUAAUUCUAACACUACUUAUUUCAGACAAUGCCACUGACAUCUGAGAUUUAACUGAAGGGUUUAAAUGAUAUUUUAGACAAUUGGUCCCCAGUUCUAGGUCACUAUUUCAUUUUCAGCAUCCACAAAGAAAAGAAUGGAUAAGUGAUCAACUUGGAUUUAAUUUUUAUUAUAAUGUUGUUGUAUCUUCUGUGAUAUUAAAACAUCCUUUCUUCUAUGAAA
Molecule: messenger RNA, 3432 nt
Organism: Sorex araneus (European shrew)
Lineage: Eukaryota; Metazoa; Chordata; Mammalia; Eulipotyphla; Soricidae
Gene: CISD1
Product: CDGSH iron sulfur domain 1
Exons: 3
Coding region: 169-489 (106 amino acids)
Biological process (GO): regulation of autophagy
Cellular component (GO): intracellular membrane-bounded organelle; mitochondrial outer membrane
Molecular function (GO): 2 iron, 2 sulfur cluster binding
Source: RefSeq, a predicted model, not a curated record